Molecule: messenger RNA, 2859 nt
Organism: Salvia miltiorrhiza (redroot sage)
Lineage: Eukaryota; Viridiplantae; Streptophyta; Magnoliopsida; Lamiales; Lamiaceae
Product: receptor-like protein EIX1
Exons: 3
Coding region: 1-2859 (952 amino acids)
Molecular function (GO): protein binding
Source: RefSeq, a predicted model, not a curated record
AUGGGCAGCUCAAAUCCAACCAUUAAUGCAACUCUAUCUUUCUUCCUUAUUUUCUUGUCUCUCAAACUAUGCAACUCCAUUUUCUGCCCACAAAUUGAAAAACACUCACUACUAAGCUUCAAGCAGUCCUUGCAAGACCCCUACCAUCAUCUCUCUUCAUGGCAUGAUGAUGAUGGUGAAGUCAAUUGUUGCAAAUGGAAUGGUGUAAUCUGCAACAACUCAACUGGCCAUGUUCAUCAACUCCAUCUCCAUGGCUUCAACUUGAGUGGCCAAAUCAAUCCUUCUCUACUCAACCUCACACACUUGACUCGUCUCGACUUGAGCCUCAACGCCUUCAAACAAACAAUCCCUCCCUUUAUCGGUUCACUCACAAACCUCGAGCAUCUCAACCUCUCUUUUGCCGGAUUCCAUGGAGAGAUUCCCCACAACAUCGGGAAUCUUUCAUAUCUACGCAGUCUAGACUUGGCUGCCUUCCCAAACAUCGUCUCUGCAGGCCAUCUCAACUACUACCACAGCAUACACUUGGCUGGCUAUCCAGUGAUGGAAUUUGCAGCAGAUGUAAAGCAUCCAAACAUGCUACAUGUUGAUAGCCUUGAAUGGCUAUCGCGUCUUUCUCAACUGGAGCAUCUCAAUAUGAACUUCGUGAACCUCACGAAAGCAACAAAUUGGGCGCAGGUGAUCAAUAAAAUCCCUUCUUUGCAAAACCUUCAUUUCCAAAAUUGCAGCCUUGAUUACAUAUCUCCUCUAAAUCAUCUCAACAACACUUCCCUGACUCUCCUCGACCUCUCCUCCAACAACUUCCACUCCUUUGAGGUCCCAAAAUGGAUUCUCCGGCUCAACAAUCUUCGUUAUCUUGAUCUACGGAACAACUCUUUUGUAGGGCCGAUUCCAGCAAGCAGUAAUGCCACCAAACUCGAGUAUAUUGAUCUCUCUUUUAACUCUCUAAACUCCACAGUUCCAAGCUGGUUCAAUUCUUGCACAGAUUUGGAGUUUGUUGCUUUGGAUUUCAAUUUCCUAACUGGUGAAAUCCCAGCAGGAUUUACUAACUUGUGCAAGACAAGAAGGUUGUCCUUGUCCUACAAUAAUUUCCAAGGGAAAAUGUCUGAUUCAUUUGGAAAUAUGUCGGAAUGCUUCUUGGAAGCCUUGGAAGUCCUAGAUUUGCAGUUUAAUCAUCUCUCUGGUGAGCUGAUUGAUCAACUAGGAGAGUUUAAGAAUCUUCAAUAUUUCAAUCUUAACAAGAAUUUAGUAUCUGGUCCAAUCCCAGCAAACAUGGGGAAGUUGUUUUCUUUGAAAAUUUUGUCAUUGGGUGGUAACAACCUAACAGAGAAUCUUCCUAAUAGUUUGGGGCAGCUUUGGAAUCUUGAGAGAAUCUAUAUCUUUGACAACAAGCUGGAAGGAGUAGUGACUGAGAGCCUGUUUGCAAAUCUGACUAAACUCGAGCUUUUCUCAGCUUCUAGCAAUCAGUUGAGUUUAGAAGUGAGCCAAAGCUGGAUUCCCCCCUUCCAACUCAUUGCUCUUGGACUAGGAUCAUGGAACCUAGGCUCAAAGAUUCCUUCAUGGCUUGAGACGCAGAGGAAUCUUUCAGCCUAUCUUGAUCUGUCUAAUACUGGAAUCUCAGGCAGUGUUCCUAGAUGGUUCUGGGAGAUUCGCAUCUUGAAUCUCUCCCAUAACCAUCUCGGUGGCGAGUUUCCAGAUGUUCGUGGAGCUAGCUCUCAGUUUAUAUACUUGAGCGGCAACCAAUUCGAGGGCCCGUUGCCUCGAGUUGGAGAUUCUUUGAAGGAGCUGGAUCUCUCUGAUAACUCAUUCACUGGAGGCAUAGCUCACUUUCUAUGCGACGCGGCGUAUGAAACGUAUUCGUUGGAGAUUCUUCAUCUGGGAGAGAAUCUAUUGAGUGGGGAGUUACCAAAUUGUUGGAUGAAAUGGCCCUUCUUUGAGAUAUUUGAACAUAGGCAACAAUCAAAUUCAUUGAAUCUUGACAACAAUAGAUUCUCCGGGGAGAUUCCCUUUUCAAUGCAUAACUGCACCAAAUUAGUGAAGAUGGGGCUUGCAGACAACAAUCUUGGAGGGAAUAUACCGACGUGGAUAGGAACAAGCCUAGUCGAGCUGAGGAUUCUCAUCUUGCGCUCGAACAAUCUGAGUGGCCAAGUAUCUUCGGAGAUUUGCAAACUGAGCUCUCUCCAAAUAUUGGAUCUCUCCAGCAAUGAGCUCUCCGGCUUGAUCCCGAGGUGCAUUCGCAAUUUCACAGCAAUGGUUGAGAGGAGAAGUUUGCUUGAUCUGUUACAAACUGUACUGGGAAUGAGAAAUCAUGGUAUUCUUACUCUCAUUGACCUCUCAAUCAACAAUCUGUCCGGAGAUAUUCCAAAUGAGUUGACAAGUUUGUCGGAGCUGGGAUCGUUGAACUUGUCGGGGAAUCAUUUGACAGGUUUGAUGCCGGAGAAUAUUGGAGAAAUGAAGCAGUUGGAAUCUCUUGAUCUAUCAAGAAACUCUUUAUCUGGUCCAAUUCCGACCAGCCUUGCUCUCAUAUCUGGUUUGGGUUAUCUAGACUUGUCUUUCAAUAACUUGACGGGAAGGAUUCCGGAAAGCACGCAGCUGCAGAGCUUCAAUGCUUCGAGCUUCAUUGGUAACGAUCUUUGUGGGCCGCCGUUAGCGAGCAUGUGCAGUGAUGAAGGUGGUGGAGGAAAAGAGGAGAAUGAGAAAGAAGAGGCAGAGGUUGAUUGGUUUUAUGUGUUUCUAUCUUUAGGUUAUGCAGUGGGAUUUUCAAUGGUUUGCACUGCUUUAGCGUUGAAGAAGAAGUGGAGAGAUGCCUAUUUUGGGUUGGUAGAGAGGAUGUGGAGAAGCCUCACAACAACACCUACAUAG